AUGGAAUCAGAAACAGCUCGAGAUACACCCGCAAAGACUAUCCGAGCUCUCUUAUCGAUCACCAGGAUGCUCUCCGAGUCAGGGAAGAUUCAGCGAACAGUCACGAGAGAUGACAUCCAAGGCGCUGCAUUCAAAGGCACUACGUUCACAGAGGAAGAAAAGGAGGCAGCGGCGAAAAUAGUCAACUUCCUCCGACCGUUUGUUCGGCAGCGUGGAGAAGACAAUCAGCUUCCAACACCACAUAUCCUAACAGUGGCACCAGUAGCAGCAUUGGCCAAUGCUAUUGCUACUAUUACGGGAUUUCCUUCGCUGACCCGAAAAUUGUCACCUACAUCGAGUCAAGGUUUUCGUGCGCUGCCCCUCACAGCCGCUGGUGUAUACGAUGUCUUCCAUAAACAGUGGGAUAUUCCUAUGGAUAGCGAGAACUGGAUCACCAACUCAGUCCAGGCGGGGAGAGACAAGCAAGCAACGUUUGGUGCAUUUUUUAAUACCAACAAGCUGGAAUCGUUUAUGAGCUCUUAUGGACUUCAGUUUGCGUGGCGGAUGAGUUUUGUCAACCGAUGGACAGUGCGUUUACUGGGAAAGCCAAAACCUGGCAAAGCAUUUUUCAAAUCAAACUAUGAAGCAAGAAAAAAAAACAAGCUGAACGUCACCAAAUCCGCACCGAUCAUGGAGAUGCCGAUUUUAGACCACUCGAAAAUGGAAGCAAUGGCUGAAAUACACGCAUCAGAAGUCAAAGGCUUGACCAAUACACUGAGGUCUUUGCGCAAAGAGCUUUCCCAACUGGAGUUGAAUCGAAUGGACGUUGGUUGGAAAGUCAGGAGGUCACAAUGGGAUCCAGGUUCUAACGACUACCGUGAGCUGAAAGAAAUCAGGCGGGAGAUUACAGUCAAACGGCUUGAAGCCAUAAAAUUGGAGAAAGCACUAGCAAAGGCCAAAAGCUCAUUGUACUCUAUAAACAAAACUUUGCGAAUGAAGGUUUCCUCUAGCAUCACCACCACCACUCCCACUCCUACCACCACUCCCACUCCUACCACCACUCCCACUCCUACCACCACUCCCACUCCUACCACCACUCCCACUCCUACCACCACUCCUACCACCAGUACCCCUAGAACAUUCAAAGAGGACAACAUAGAAUUUAUGAAUCUGCUUCCCACGGUUAUGUCAGGAAGGCAAGUCGUAUUUGCUGGAACUGAUCCUGGGAUGGUUGUCACCUCUACGAUGAUACCAAGAACUCUAGAGGAAAUAUUUAGCGACAUAAACCGCUUUCAAGCCAUUUCAACCGAGGAUGACUCUGUUAUGGAAACCAUGCCGUAUUUAUUUGAUGUUGAGCAGCUUCCUAAGGCCAACAAAAUCACUGCCAGCCUGAUUAAUAAUGUUACUUUCCUCAAGAAACAUCAGAGGAAGCACCAGCAACGGCAGAAGAAUAAUGUAGACAGAGACACCCAGCAAAAAAAACUGGCCAAGGAAAGUCAGCAGAGAGAGAUCAGGACUAAGCGAGCUUACGGCAAGCUUGCAGCUCAAGAACGGAGUCGCAUUCGUGCAGCGGCACCAGCACCAGAAGUGAUCCAUUGUAUAGGACACUGGCAAGGAGUGAACAGCACCAUCAAGGGGCAUAGUCGAAGAGGGAUGAAAAAGAUUCGGGAACAGCACCGUGACUACGGGCAUAUUGGCAUUACGAAUGAAUAUAACACCUCGAAGACAUGCCCCUACUGUUUCUCUCGAGUUGUGCUCCACAGGGCUCGCCGGAUCAUUGGUGGGAAGAAGCUGGUUGUCCGCUUGAAUGGUGCAAUCGAAUGCGUUCACCCUCGGUGCCCGGCAAGGAGACUGAAAUACACCACCAGAGGAAGAGAUGCGAAUGCGGCUGCAAAUAUCGCUCUGUCUGGAGCAUCAAUUGUUCUCUCGUCAGACCGCCAGCCUCUUCCUCCCUUCCGCCGAAAUGCUAAUCACACAAGGUACAACCUUGCGAAUGAACUAUCCAGUCGUGACACCAGAAUGGUUCCCCGCGACUUUAUUCAAGAUGAAUGA
Paraglomus brasilianum is the source of this 2031-nucleotide messenger RNA. The record is from the annotation of a GenBank genome assembly. NCBI's taxonomy places the organism in Eukaryota, Fungi, Glomeromycota, Glomeromycetes, Paraglomerales, Paraglomeraceae.